AUGCGAAUGAUCGUAGGGGGCACAGCUGCAGCCGGAUCAUCCAAGAAAGCCCGCAAAACCUACCUUAGGAUGGUCCAUAGCGUCCAACUCACAGGAUCCGUACCAAAGAUGCCGCGAAUAGAUAACCCCGUCAUAAAAUUUUCGGAGGAUGACGCUCGGAGACUUUACCAUCCUCAUGACGACGAGCUAGUAGUCACCCUGCAGAUUGGGGAUUAUAACAUGCAUCGGGUCCUCGUCGACAACGGCAGCUCAACAGACAUCCUGUACUAUCCAACAUUCCGGCAGAUGAGGAUUGACAGGGAACGAUUAUCCCCAACGAACGCCACACUCGUAGGAUUUGGGGGUACGAAGGUGUUCCCUUUGGGCGCAAUAACGAUAGCUGUGACGGCGGGUGACUAUCCUCAGCAGAUCACGAAGGAGAUAACGUUUCUCGUAGUCGACUGCUCGUCCGCCUACAAUGCCAUCCUCGGGCGACCCACCCUCAAUUCUUGGAAGGCGGUAACUUCAACAUACCACCUAAUGAUCAAAUUCCCGACGGAAUAUGGGGUAGGAGAACUACGGGGAAACCAAGUAGCAGCACGAGAAUGCUAUAUCGCCAUGUUAGAGAUGGAGGAUCAGCAGCAGACGAUGUGUAUCGGGAAGCAGCGAGCAUUAGCAAAGCCGGUUGAAGAGCUAGAAGAAGUAAGACUUGACGACACACGGCCUGAACGGACGACUAAAAUCGGCAUACUAGCCAGUUGGCCAAUACGCCAGAUGAUCACGACUUUCCUAAGAAAUAACCAAGACGUCUUCGUCUGGAAUCAUGAAGACAUGCUGGGAAUCGACCCCUCGGUCAUGGUCCACAGAUUGAAUGUGUCGCCCUCCUUCCCUCCAGUUCGGCAAAAGAAACGAGUCUUCGCCCAGGAGCGGGAUAAGGCCAUAGCCAAGGAAGUUCGGAAGUUGCUGGAGGCAGGUUUCAUCCGGGAAGUAUACUAUCCCAACUGGCUGGCGAACGUCGUUAUGGUGAAAAAGGCCAGCGGGAAUUGGCAGAUGUGCGUAGACUUCAUAGACCUCAACAAAGCUUGCCCCAAAGACAGCUACCUGCUUCUACGGAUAGAUACCUUGGUGGAUUCGACUGCAAGACACCAGCUCUUAAGCUUCAUGGAUGCUUUUUCUGGCUACAACCAGAUCAGGAUGGACGAAUCUGAUCAGGAGAAGACCUCCUUCGUCACAAGCCAGAGAUUAUUCUGCUACAAGGUCAUGCCUUUUGGACUCAAAAAUGCUGGAGCAACAUACCAGAGGCUAAUGACCAAAAUGUUUGCACAUCAGAUUGGCAAGAACGUUCAGGUUUACGUUGAUAACAUGUUGGUCAAAAGCAUGCACGAAGAGGAUCACCUAAACGACCUCAGAGAAACAUUCGAUACACUUCGAUCAUUCAACAUGAAGCUGAAUCCGAACAAGUGUGCAUUCGGAGUAACGGCGGGAAAAUUCUUGGGUUUCAUGGUAUCCUAG
Molecule: messenger RNA, 1491 nt
Organism: Quercus robur (English oak)
Lineage: Eukaryota; Viridiplantae; Streptophyta; Magnoliopsida; Fagales; Fagaceae
Exons: 1
Coding region: 1-1491 (496 amino acids)
Source: RefSeq, a predicted model, not a curated record